Molecule: messenger RNA, 811 nt
Organism: Rubroshorea leprosula
Lineage: Eukaryota; Viridiplantae; Streptophyta; Magnoliopsida; Malvales; Dipterocarpaceae
Source: the annotation of a GenBank genome assembly
AGAGACAUUUUAACACACCACACAGAACGUUAGCUCUCCUCUCGAUCCUCUUUUUCCAAAAUCCACUUUCUGUCUCAGAAGAAAGGGAAAAUGGCCGAUCAGCUCACCGACGAUCAGAUCUCCGAAUUCAAGGAGGCCUUCAGCCUCUUUGACAAGGACGGCGAUGGUUGUAUUACAACCAAGGAGCUGGGGACUGUGAUGAGAUCCCUGGGGCAGAACCCAACUGAAGCAGAGCUCCAGGACAUGAUUAAUGAGGUUGAUGCUGAUGGGAAUGGAACCAUUGACUUCCCAGAGUUCCUUAACCUGAUGGCCAGGAAAAUGAAGGAUACUGACUCGGAGGAAGAGCUUAAGGAGGCUUUCAGAGUUUUUGACAAGGACCAGAAUGGCUUCAUCUCUGCUGCUGAGCUCCGUCAUGUGAUGACAAACCUUGGUGAGAAGCUGACAGAUGAGGAAGUAGAUGAGAUGAUCCGCGAGGCUGAUGUGGAUGGUGACGGUCAGAUCAACUAUGAGGAGUUCGUCAAAGUCAUGAUGGCCAAGUAAGGACAUCAUCAUCCAUAACCAAGCCCCAAAAAUGCAAAAAAAAAAACAAAAAAAAGGUGGAGGGUAAUAAGUUUGCUAAGAUUUCUAUUUCUGAUUAGGACAUCUUUGUUUUGCUGUUAUUAGCUUUCAAUUGGUGGUUGUCUGUUUUUCUGUUUGCAUUAUUUUGUGAGCCUAUUCCUGGUUAUCCUACUUAUCUGCUCUCUUUUUCGUAGUAGUUGUUUGGCUUCGUAGUACUUAUCUUUGAUGUGUGGUAUUCUAUUUCUUUUCUUGC